Molecule: messenger RNA, 1137 nt
Organism: Thelazia callipaeda (thelaziosis nematode)
Lineage: Eukaryota; Metazoa; Nematoda; Chromadorea; Rhabditida; Thelaziidae
Source: the annotation of a GenBank genome assembly
GUUAUUAUGGGACACUGCCAAAGUAAAGAAGACAAGAAAUUGCAAGAACGAAGUCGGGAAAUUGACCGUAAAAUUAAGGAAAAUGCGAGUGAAUAUUCAAGAGUUAUCAAACUGUUAUUGCUUGGCGCAGGUGAAUGUGGUAAGAGUACAAUACUGAAGCAAAUGAGUGAGCCAAGUGAUGCUAUCAUUGAUAUGAAUACUAUCAGGAUUUUGCAUAAAAGUGGUUUCACUGAAGAUGAACUGUCAAAGCAACGUUUGGUAGUAUUUAACAAUACAGUCCAGGCAAUGGCUGCUAUCUUGGAAGCCUUAACACAUUAUCACAUUGCAUUUGAUAAUCCCCUUAGACAAGAGGAUGCAGCUGUGAUUACAAACGUAGCCAAUUUAAAUACAAGUACUGAACACGAGGCAAUUGCACGCGAAGUUGCGAUUGCGAUUAAAAACUUGUGGCAAGAUUCAGCGGUGCAAAGCAUUUACGAGAGAAGAUACGAACUUCACCUGCACGAGUCCACAAAAUAUUUUCAUUACUUAAUUUAUAGUUUCUUUGACAAUGUCGACCGGAUAACAGCUCCAAAUUACAUACCUAAUGAACAAGAUAUGCUUUUAACAAGAGUAAAGACGACAGGAAUUGUGGAAGUUAAUUUUAUUAUUCAGAAUACUCGAUUUAGGGUUUUUGACGUUGGUGGGCAACGUUCAGAGAGAAAAAAAUGGAUUCACUGCUUUGAAGACGCAAAUGCAGUGAUUUACAUCGCAGCUAUCAGCGAAUAUGAUGAAGUUUUGUUCGAAGACAAUACUACGAAUCGAAUUUUAGAAAGUAUGCGUUUGUUUGAGUCAAUAUGUAAUAUCCGCUGGUUCGCCAACACCUCAAUUAUCUUAUUCUUAAACAAGAAAGACUUAUUUGCUGAGAAAAUCAAAACCAAAUCCAUUAAAGUUGCCUUCCCACAAUACGAAGGGCCUCAAACAUUCGAAGAUUCUGUCGCCUUCAUACGAAAACGCUUCAUUGCAUUAAAUGCAAAUCCACAGAAAACAAUUUAUGUUCAUUUAACUUGUGCUACUGAUACUAAUCAUGUCCAAAAGAUUUUAGAUAAUGUUAUUGAUAUGAUUUCUCAGAAUAACUUAAAAAAAUCAGGCUUACUUUAA